GGAAGUGAUGGGUUCCGCUACAGAAUCCAAAUGGUUAAGAGCCACCACAGCCGUCGCGCUCGCCGCCCUCUCCGCCUCCACUGCACUUUCUCUGUAUUUCUUUAGAAGAAAAUCCAAGGAUCUCGACGCCAAGGUUAAGGAGCUCGAGAAAUCCCUCAAGGCCUCCUUGAAGCAUUGUGCCUCCGAAAGACAAGGUCGAAUUCGCGCCCAGCAGGCUUUGAGGAAAUCGCUGACGGAACCAAAGACUGAUGAUUUGGAGCUGACCUCUUACCCCAUGGCACCUAUUGGUGUCAUUCAGUCCUGCUUCUCUACCAGGAACGGGACACCAAGGCAACCAUUAAUUGUACCUCUUUCCAGGGCAUGCUUGAUCUUUAAUUCAGCCCGUGUUCCUCCAGCUUCGCUUGAGGGUCUUGGGGAUUACACACACUGUUGGGUUAUCUAUGUUUUCCAUCUAAAUACCAAUCUAGAGAAUCUUUGGAAGGAUCCAUCUAAAACAAAAUUUAAGGCCAAGGUGAGAGUGCCAAGACUAAAAGGUGAACGCAUGGGAGUCUUUGCCACACGAUCACCACACAGGCCAUGCCCCAUUGGGCUCACUGUUGCAAAGGUAGAGGCUGUGAAAGGGAAUAUACUUCUACUCUCUGGUGUUGAUUUAGUUGAUGGGACGCCCGUACUUGAUGUCAAGCCAUAUCUUCCUUACUGUGAAAGUAUCCAAGAAGCAGGAGUGCCAAAGUGGUUAACGGUAGACAGAUCAUUUUCAGUGGCUUCUAUUAAUUUCUCUGAGGGCUUCACUUCGACUCUUGCUCAAUGUUGGGCCACAACUGGUAAGAAUUCAUUGUAUGCAUCACCAGACGAGUUCCAAAACUUGUUAGAGCAGGUGCUCUCAUGGGAUAUUCGAUCUGUAUCUCAGCGAACACGACCUCAUGAGCCCUUCAUUACAUCCGCAAAUGAUAACCACCUGAAUGAUCUCUCAGAUGAAUACCAAGACGAAGAAUUUUCUAGCCCUCGAAAGGAGCAGCCUCCGCAGUCAUCAGGGGACAUAAUUUAUCACUUGAUUCUAGAAGGAUUGGAUGUUUGGUACAGACUCUGUGAUGGCAGUGUUGUUGUUGAGAAAGUAACCGAGGCAGCAAGCAUCAUUAAAAGUAAUCAAAAGCGGUGUAAUUACUCUUUAUGGAGAGAAUGACAACAAUCAGGUUACAAAGUUAUUCCAAUGCUUCAAUAUUUUGUUUUGUGCUAAAUAUUGUUAACAAUUGAUUUUACUUGAGAGACUAAUUUUAGUUGAUUACUUGAAUAUAAUUCUUCCUAUUUCUGUGUACGGAACUCACUUUGCCUUGUGUGGGUACCGUAAAUCAUUAUUUUCCUCAGUAAAUUAAUAAGUUCUAGCC
This is a messenger RNA of Argentina anserina (silverweed cinquefoil), 1382 nucleotides long. RefSeq lists its product as uncharacterized. The transcript is spliced from 9 exons. Lineage: Eukaryota; Viridiplantae; Streptophyta; Magnoliopsida; Rosales; Rosaceae. The coding region runs from base 8 to 1180 and encodes 390 amino acids. The record is from RefSeq and is a predicted model, not a curated record.